AUGGCUAAUACAAACCAAGAAUCAAACACAACUGUCAACAAAUUAUCAAAUAAUGUCAAACCAUUCCAUGAUACAUUUGAUAUUAUUGAUGAAACAAAUGAUGGACUUCAAUUUUCAAAAGAUAUAUUAAAUCAAUAUUUCUUAUCGGGUCAAUUAAAAUCAAUGAUAUAUGAAGAAGAAAUUAUUCAAUAUGAUAUUUUCAAAGAUUCCGAUUAUGUUGAAUUGAACGAAGAAGGAGAACAACAAGAUGUUGAGUCUAUUUUAUCACAAAAAUUAAGUCAAUUAUCAACAGCAGAUCAAAAUGAAAUCAAUUCAUUAAAUCCUAGUGAUAAAAAACGACGUUCAAAUUUUCUAGCUAGUCCAAAUCCAAAUUCAAAGAAAAUGAAAAUGGCUAAUUAUGAUAGUGAUGAAGAUUUUGAUAUUAAUGAUAAUUCUACAAAACAAAAUGAAAUACCAAAUUAUUUAUCACUGGAUAAUAAAACAUUUGUUCGUAAAAUAAAAAAUAUACUAAAAAAUGUUCAAUCUAUUAGUAUAAAUGAUAUACAAAAAUUGGCUUUAUUAAUGCAUCAAAUUGCUGAUCUUCGUUUCGAAAAAGAAAUGACAACUAUCUAUUUACAAUCCGUAACAGGUACAUUAAUGGAACCAGAAAAUGAUUUAAUAGAAGUUGAUCGACGAGUUUGGCCAAUGCAAGUUCAAUCACUUAUGUUAACAAAGAAAAAAGGUCAAGCAGCGGCAGCAACAACAACAACAACAACCGAAACAAAUCCAGAUAAGCAACAAGCUGAUUGUGAAAAGCUACUUCGUGAACGUUUAGAAGAUUUUAAUUUAAAAAUUGAUCUUGCUGAACAAGAAUUAAUUCAAAAGAAGAAUUUUUUACUUGAAUUUACAUACGAGAUGGAUGCAGCACUAGAAAUCUAUGUACAAGAAUAUGGAAUUAAACCACUUGAAAUGAAACAUCAAUUGAAAAAAGCAACUAUUAUGUAUAAUUAUGAAAACGAAAUAAUUGAACGAAAAUAUUUACAAGAAAAUCCAAACCAAUAUCAAAAAGAAAUUAUUAAACGUGUUGUUAAUUUGAGACGAGAUUUAGAAAAAUCAAAACGAGCAUUACUCGAAUUAAAACAAGGUGUUGUCUAUAAUAAAUCAUCUAUAUCGUUCGAUUCUAUUCAAAUAUCAAUACCAACUCAAAAUGAUACUACUAUUAAGAAGGGCAAUGUGCAACAACAGCAACAACAAUUAUUGAAUCAAUAUGAAAAAGAAAUUCGAAAUAAAAAACUUGAUUUAUUAGUUCAACAUAUAUUAGAAGCUGAACAGAUUUAUUAUCGAUUUCAAAAUCUAUUUGAUUAUGAAUUAUCUAAAAUGUGGCAAAAUCAUCGUAAUCUUGUUAAAGAUCAAGGAAUGACUACAACAUUAAUUAAUUUACUUGAACAACGUUUCAAUAAUAUUACUAAUCGUUGGAGAGAUAUUUAUAAUCAUAGAAUUGAUUUUUUUCUUCGAAAUUCUUAUGAUGAAUUAAAUUAUAUAAAUAUGAAUCAAAGUGAACAAACAAUGAAAAUGAUUGGAGGUUCAUCUUCUCUUUUUAUUGAUACAACACAUCAAUUCUCAGAUAAACAAUUACAAUUAUUAAACCGUGGACCAAGUUAUGUACCACCAUGUUUAAUGUAUAUUUUAUUUUCAAAUGAAUCUAUGGAUGAUAUUGUCAAGAAACAAUUUGCACCAUUCAAACAUCAAUUAAUGACUCUUUUUCAAAAAUAUAAUAUUCAUUUUCCUUUACAAAUGGAAAUUCAAGAUAAAACUUAUCAAGAAUUUAAAAAUCAUUUUACCAAACCAAUACCAUCAAAUCUUUAUCAACGGGCUCUCUAUGAAAAAAAUUUAAUUCAAUCAAUUCAAAAUUCUUUAAAGAAAAAUAAUCUUAUUCUACGACGAACUGCUAACAAUAUGAAUACAUUCUAUGUAGGCAACAUUCAAGAUUUCGAAACAAAAGCUGAUCGAUAUUUAACAAGAUCGGAAGAUUAUGAAGUUUUAAUGAACAUCAACGAUGAAACAAAUGAAAAAACACUAGAUCUAUCAAUAAAAGAAAUGAUUGACUCAAUGAAUUCUUUAUUAGAAAAAUUAAAAGCACAUAAAGCUAUUAAAGAUGAUUUAUAUAAACAAUUAGUUGCUGAUUCAAAUAAAAUAAAAUUACCACAUUUAUAUUUCUUACCAAAUAUUUCCAAUGAAAAUGAUAUUUCUUUAGUACCUAUUAUUACAUCACGAUUUAGUGCAACAUGGAAAAUUGGCAAAUAUUUAAAUCAAUUAUUACAACCAUUUGCUAAUAAAAUUCUACAUUCAACGACAUUUGUUGAUGAAACUGAUUUUAUUCGAAAAUUAAAUCAUUAUGCUAAUACAGAACGUCGUCUUCGUUCAACAACACUUUUUUGUACAAUUAAAAUAACAAAUUUUUAUACAUUAGAUGAACAUAAAAAUAUGAUUGAUGUUAUUGGUUAUUUUUUACAGGAUAAUACAGCAGCAAACAAACUUGAAUCAUUAACAAUUCAAACUAUUAAAAAUCUCUUAUAUGUAUUUCUUUAUAAUAAUAUCUUUUUGUACAAGGAUAAUAUCUAUAAAUGUACAAAAGGUAGUCCAAAUACAAUGGCAUUAACAGAAACAUUAUCAAAUAUUUAUUUAUUUGUAUGGCAAAAGAAAAUAUGGAAGCAAAUUGAUCGAAAUAUAGAAUUUUUUGGAAGAUAUAAAGAUCAACUAUUUUUUACAUGGAACAAAUCAAGUGCUCUCGAACUUGAAACAUUUCUAGAAAACAUUCGAGAACAACAUUGGAAUGUACGUUUUCAAAAAUUUAUUGGUACAAAUGUCGAAUUUUUAAAUGCUUCUAUCGAAAAUCGACAAGGUCAAUUAUAUACUCGUGUACAUUAUGAUUCGAAUAUGCCACGUUAUACAUUACCAUAUCUCUUGGGUCAUUCCAAAUCAGCUCAUAGUGAUUGGUUACGAACAGCUUUAAUUCGUGCUGUAUGUUACUGUACAUCAGUUGAUGAUUUUCAACAGGAACGAAUUGCUCUUGAAUUAACUUAUCUUAUUAGUGGUUAUUCAUUAUUAUUUGUUGAAACUCAUGUCAAACAUUUUUUCAAUUAUUUUCAUGCUCAAACUGUGCGAUACUCAAGAAAUCAAAGUACAUAUGAUAAAUUUCGUCAACAAUGGUUUAAAUUCGUCGAACAACGAUAUGAACUUAUAGAGCAACUUGAAAAAUUUAAUAAUAAUGGUCGUUUAAUUCAAUUCAAUUACAUUUAUGAUUUUGGUCCAAGAUGUCGAUUCAAUCGAGAAUUUUAUAAACUUUGGAUUCAUUAUUUUGAAAAACAUCCAAUUCUAUCAGAAGAAAACUCCAAAAUUAUCCUAACAACUAAACAUUUUCAUUCAUUAAAUACUUUAUUAGCAGUAGACAAAUCACCUACUAUUACAGGUCAACAAUAA
Molecule: messenger RNA, 3459 nt
Organism: Rotaria sordida
Lineage: Eukaryota; Metazoa; Rotifera; Eurotatoria; Philodinida; Philodinidae
Source: the annotation of a GenBank genome assembly